This is a messenger RNA of Notodromas monacha, 6348 nucleotides long. The record is from the annotation of a GenBank genome assembly. NCBI's taxonomy places the organism in Eukaryota, Metazoa, Arthropoda, Ostracoda, Podocopida, Cyprididae.
AUGUCGCCGGAUAUGAAGCGCCGCUUGGGAGCUGUCCUCGGAAUUUUUAAAGCUGUCGUUCACUACGGAUAUAUGCCCCUCAUUCUAUAUCUUGGAUUUCUGAAAGGAUCUGAACCAGGCAUGCCUGUCAUCUCUCCGAUGAGUCUGAUGUUGCGAAGCUUAACGCGUCGAGUUGUAAUGAACAAAUGGUCUGCGCCCGCUGCAUUAUCCCAUCCGAUAUUCCAUCCCGACUUGGUGUCUCUGAAACCAGGAACGCGAGAGUAUUCGAUCGUCUCAUCUCCUGAUGCAUCCUAUGGUGAGGCUAUUGUCGCUUUGAACGGUUUGCAAUCUAACGCUGAAACGUUACGGAAAGGAAAACAGCGGCCACACACGGAUGAAAACUUGUCAAAAGUUAACCAGUAUUUGAGUCGCAUUGGGUUAUCACCGUCGGACUUAAACGCGCUACAUGCAAUGCAUGUUGCUGGUACGAAGGGGAAAGGAUCUACCUCUGCGUUCGUGGAACAAUUAUUACGAGAUUCCGGGUUCAGAACUGGAAUGUUCACUUCACCACAUCUUAUAUCCGUCAAUGAACGCAUCAAAAUCGAUGGGAUUCCGUUGACCAAAGGGCGUUUUGCUGAAUAUUUUUGGCAUGUCUAUAACGCCUUGGAUGCCGCAAAGGAAGGCGAUGAAGACAUGCCUUCAUAUUUCCGAAUGUUGACGGUGUUGGCCUUCUCAGUUUUCCUGAAAGAAAAUGUUGAUGUCGCCGUGAUUGAAGUGGGAGUCGGUGGAGAGUACGACUGCACGAAUGUUCUGCCGUGCCCGAAGGUCUGUAUUAUCACGACGUUGGAUUAUGAUCACACGAAGAUCCUCGGAAACACUCUUGGAGAAAUUGCCUGGCAAAAAGCUGGGAUUUUAAAACCUGAUGUCCCGUGCGUUGUUGCGUAUAAUCAAGUGGAUGAAGCCUUGGAGGUGAUAAAGAAAAGAUCUGUGGAAAAGAAGUGUCAAAUUAUGGUGGCGCCGUCAUUUGAGAGUUACAUUUCGACUACUCCCAUUGAACUUGGAAUCAAAGGAAAAGUUCAGCAAGUUAAUGCAUCCGUGGCAAUACAGGCUGUGGAACUGUGGAAGAAAAGAAUGAGAGAGCAUGUAGCUGCGGAUUCGGUUGAUUGUGUUCCAGUGGAAACCCUAGAUGAGGAAGUGAUAAAUUCCUUGAAACGUUGUUGGCUUCCUGGUCGUGCCCAGAUAAUUUCGAAAAAUGGAAUCAAGUUUUGUUUGGAUGGCGCUCACACAGUCGGCAGCCUGAAAGCCUGCAUGGAGUGGUUUGAGAGUGUGUUGAAUAACGGGGCAAGGGAAUUCAACAAGAUGAAAUGCGCGGAGAUCGCGGAGGUGAUCGUCUUGGCGCUCAUAUUCGCCGCCGCGAUGGUGUGCUGUGAUGAGAACACUCGCGAAAUUCGGAAAGAGCAAGCGAGUUCGAUUAAUAAUGCGGAAACUGACGAGAAGAUUCUUUCUCCUCCCAUUUCGGAGAAAGAACGCGAAACAACCGCGAAGAGUGACCGAACAAUUCCGGAAGCAGACCUUGCGGAAUCCAUAGAAUCUAUUCCGAAGGUUCAGAGCGAGAUUCCUUCCCCUGCCGCUGACGUUCUGUUGCUGAAAUCGGAGCCAUCGACGCUAGAAGUGUAUCCUGCUGAAAAUGCGAGCAUCAGAGAGGACAAUGGACUUAAAAAGUCUGACGAUGAAUCAGCAGCACCAUUGGGCGAUAUCGACACGUUUAGCGACUGGACCAAGAAGAAGCUGGAGGCUGUUGCGAAAGAAAGAGAAUCUGCAUCAGUUACUGCGCCGAGUAGCGUCCCAGUUAUUUCCAGUCCUACUUCGCGGAAUGUGCCCGGUCAAGGUGCGGCCAAUGCGCAAAAAGGAAAAUCGAAACGGAUAAGGAAAAAUUUUGCAUCUGCUGAUUGUGGUGCCAAAGUUCUUGCUGCUAAUGCUGAAGCGCAGAGUGCUCCUGCCAUGUUAUCAUCCGGGAUGGAUGAAUAUUUCCUCAGCCCUUGUGUGGUGAAGAAUUCGAUUUACUUCGUGAUUGAGUUGUGUGAAGCAAUUGAACCGAAUACGUUCGAGAUGGGGAAUUUCGAGCUUUAUUCCUCAUCACCCAAGAACUUUGCGCUUUCGAUAAGUGAUAGGUAUCCUACCCGCGAAUGGAAUCAGUUGGGGAUGUUCGAAGCAAGGGACGUGCGAGGUGUCCAAAAUUUCACCGUAUCAUCCUCUUCACGUCUUUUCGGAAAAUAUGUGAAGGUGGAUAUUCUGUCGCAUUUUGGGUCAGAGCAUUUUUGCCCAAUAUCCGUAUUCCGUGUCUACGGGACGAGUGAAUUGGAGGCGAUGGAAGAUAUUCAUGCUGAUAGACACGGUCCCUUGUCACGUAGUCCCAGUGGAUCAUUAUAUUCGUUGGAUGAGGACGGAUAUAUUGAUGAUGGUGAAGAUGAUAACGACGUCGAUGUGAUGCGACCAAAGAACUUAUUCGGUAGUGCGAAAGAUGCUGUGAUGUCAAUCGUGAAGAGAGCGGCGGAGGCAUUCACUACAGCGCUGGAUACUUUCGAAGAUGCUUUCGAGCGUGAUUUCCCGUUCAGAAACGCGCAGUUCAACAUCGAGUGGUUAAACGUCGCGGCUCCGGAGCAGAUCAUUGACGCCGUGUCUAAUGUGACUACGGCGAUUGCUGUUUACAAUCCUGUUGUAGCCGAAUACGCGAUGAGAACAUAUCUUUCACGAAACGUCAGGAGCACCAAAUCAUCUGAAGAGGUACAAGUCACUGAAGAUGGUGGUGCUAUGGAAGGCCCGUUGAUGGGAUGGAAAGGAAAAUGCGCAUGUCCUUCUCGAUGGGUUCCGGAAGGCGUUUCUGGCGAAGCCUGGGAUGCGUUUUCCUGUUCAAAUGCGGACGUUUUACUGCAUGCGUCUCCGCGAAGUUGGAGGCCCUGUUUUGAAUCCAUGGUUAUGGAUGUACGUGCCAGAUCUGCUGGCACAUGUUCCUGCAAUGGAAUAUCUCUACUUUUCGCCAGUUACCUGACCGAGCCUCAAAUCUUAGCACUCGGAGUAGCCGAAAGGCUUGAAUCAGUUAGAGACGGAGAAUUCAGAGCUUGCGACGGAAGGAAUAGUUUUAAUGAGUCUGCUGUAAAGCAGACCGUCGCCUCGAUUCCCGAGACUCCACCUUCUGCCGAAGCUGGAGAUCAGGUGGAAAAUCCGAUUCCGGUGAUCCUUGAAGAAAACUCCGGUCGUAAUUCGUCUGAAAUGACGAAAGAACCUCAGAGCACCGUGGCAUCGAAUAGUAUUCGAACAGCACCUGAGAAAGUGCUCUCCGCUCCGUCGAGUCAAACUGUGAUGAUCGUGGAACCCACUCCUGUGAUUGACAUCGUUUAUCAAGAAACCCGAAUUCAAUCCUCUCCGAUGGUCGACAUCGCUCCUGCGCUCGUCAUUCCGUCGAGCACGUCGGUCCCUACAGACGCGAGCUUUGUUGAUCCAGGGGAAAAACUACCUCCGAGUGAUGAGCCUACGGAAACUGUUUCCGUUAUGAUGCCAUCUGUGGUGGAUUCGAAGCCGAUAAAUGUUAUUGAUAAUGAUGAUGCCACAAUUGUCGCGAAGGCGGAAGAUACCUUGUCUUCGAAGACAACUCUCGAGCCUCUACAAGAAGCCAAGCCAGUGAAAUCAGAAACGGAGGGUAAUGGAUUUGUCAUCAUGCAGAAUUUGCCGAAUGCGAAUCAACCCGCAGGGAACAAGGAAACUGCAUUUUUGCGGUUAACAAACAGAGUGAAGGCUUUAGAACUCAAUCUUACCCUGAGUUCACUCUACUUGGACGAGUUGAGCAAGAGAUAUAAACGGCAGGUUGAAGAUUUGACGAAGGCAGUGAACAAGUAUCAGCAGCAAGUGAGCGAUUACGCUGCUGUUUCAGAUUCUUUGAAAAGCCAACUUGAAAUUGUGAAUACUUCGUUGGCCAGCGCAUUGUCUCGUAUUGGAUCCUAUGAAAGCAAUGCGCCUGUGUCUUCGCGAGUCUUCAUCGCGUCACAAGUGCUCAUGAUCUUCAUAAUAUUCCUUUCUUGGCGUCUCUGUCGGACCGAAAGAAGUCCUGCCCCAGUCAGUGAAACCGCACCGCCUGUAACAACUACUACAAGGCCAGAUCCAACUGUCGCUCCAGUUGUAAUGCGGCCCACAAAUAAGCGGAAUUCUUACGCGUGGCUCGAAUCUCCGCUACGAGCUGGUGUCGUUUGUGGACGCGCCGUUCCCGUUUCAAGUGGCUCCUCUCCGUCGAGACGGAUCCAACUAUUGCCGACGGUUGUUUCACGCAGUAGAGCGCCUAGCUAUUCUGGAGACGAAGUAAACCAGACUAGGCUGCGACUUAUUUCUGGCGCCGAUAUCCCUGAUGACGGCCUGCUGAAGAAAAUAAGCAACGGAGUGAAUCACGUUGCUGCAGACUCGCUUUUGAAAAUUCCGAUGACGACGGAUUUUGCGAUACAGUCGCUCAAGAGUGAUUUAACGGCGGAGACGCAGACCACGGUGUUGCCUGCGCGGAGGCAUUCGUUCACCUGCGACGACGAUGUAACCUGGGUCCAGGCUGGUCCUGGAAAGCAGAAACAAAAGCCGUCUGGGGCUAAAAAACGUAGUAAGAAGAAGAAUAAGUCCGUGUGGGAUUUGAAUGUGGGUCAGAAAAGUAGAAGUGGCAUUGGGACAGAUAAUCGUUGGGUGGGUGAUGCUCGACAGCGUGACAUUUGCAUCUGAGCUUGUAUGGAUCUCAUGAGAGUAUGAAGAACAUUUGUUGGUCGGAUUGGCUUUACGCUAUUUUGCGACGUCCUGAUUUAAGGGAAAUGUUUCUUUUGUUAGCUCGGUAAGGGAUUAUUUUUCUGCAAUUUUCUCCGUUCUAUAUUCCUACGUCAUUACUUUUUCGCAAAGUUGAAUCGUUUGUUCGAGAAUAAUGUUAUUGUCCGUCAUGUGAUCAUUUAUGUUUAAUAACACAGUAUGGUUAGAAUUGAGGUAUAGUAUUGAACAGCAAGGGAAAAAAUUAUAUUUCUUCCUUUUAAUCGUAUUUGACUGGAUAUCUGACUGGAAGUGGAUCGGCAUUACCUCGAACUUAGUUUUUGGUCAAGUUUCCGGUGACGACAAUUUUAUUUCGCGUUCAGUAUUUGUUUUCAUGCAAAUUUUCGUUCGGUUCCGUGAGAGAUUUUAAAAUAAUUCGCAUUGACUCCGUUCUGCCAAUACAACGUCCUGACCCGAUUUUCUGUCCACUGUAUUCUAUCCUUUGAAGUUAUUUUCUUGGCCGAUAUCGUCCGGCUCGUUCAUCUCAUGGAUGUCUAAAGACCGCGGUAUUUUUUUUUGAAAUUCAAUGUUUUAUAUUGUGCUCUCUUAUCUUCGUGUGUAAGAUUUAUUCACCCCUAACUUCUUGUUGGAGACGAGAUCUUGAAUAUUUAUUUUCUGCCAGACACGGUAUAUCUGCGGACUGCGGAUUUUCAUGCCCGGAGACGUAAAUGUGGAGGCUGUGCGUGAGAUUGAUUUAGGCUUCUCUCGUGUGAUUUUCGCCCAUCUUUUCCUGUGCCAAGAAUUUCAUCCGGUCCCUUCGUGAAGCUUUGUUAUUGACUUUCCGAUGUGCUCAAAUCAUCUGCGCCAUUUUUCUACCGAAUUUCCGGACCACCUCUGUGAGCCCGUUCGCUGUUUGAUUUUGUGUUCUCGAGUUUACUUAGACCAGAUUUGAUGGUUAAGCGCCGAAUGCUUUAGCAUAUUUUUUUCGACGCUGUUCGAUUACUCGAGAUCUCAGAGUUCAUUCGCUCUGCGACAUGCUUUUUGUGUGAUACGAGAAAGCCUCCGCGGCGCGGGAACCGGACUGUGAGGAGCAGGUUAGAAAUUACUGCCUGAUUUUUGUUCAUUAUUUUGAUUUUGUUUGGCGAAGAGUUUUAUCUGACGGGGUCUGAGUUGGAGAAAUUACGAUUGCUGUUUUUUUUUCUGAUUUCGAGACGAAAUUGAGGGUAAUUCUUUGUUUCGUGAUUGCUGUGACUUUCGAUUCCUAAUGUUUUGCGAGGAGUUGCCGGGAAGAGCGCUUCGGUGAGUGUUCUGAAUUAUUUGUAAGGGCAGACUGAAUAAGUCUUAUAAUGCGCAGUAUCGUGUUCCUUUUGGCCCGGUCGGAACCGUUCCCUGAACGAUUUAUUCAAUUUUUGGAGAGCUUAGGAUUAGUGCGGGAGGAAGGAUAUGUCUGCGAAUCGGAACCCGUGAGAACCAAGCGUUGUGAUGUUUGUGACGGUUUUAUUUCUGGAACCCUGAAGUUUCUGGGAGGGUUUUGUUUUCCGCGAGUCAAUUGUUGAGCGCUCCAUUCGUGUGAAAAAGGAACUUCUUUUUCGAAAGUAUAAA